AGUCUGACUGAUCCAGGAGUUACUUGCAGAAGUUGUGAGUUUGAUUCCUCCAACUGCUCAGCUCGCCUCGCACACCUUGAAGUUGUAGUGACCACGACUAGUUCCUCUUGCUACAACUCCCUUUAGCAGCGUUAGUACACGAGCACUUGUUGAACGGAAUCCCCGGUCUCAAACAACUCCUCCUUCAAAGCUAGCGACUUUCCUCAGGAGCUCGAGACCCUCGAAUAAGCUAGCUGUGUUGCGUCAUUGAGACUGCACGCUAACGUGGUGAAGAGAGAGUUUAGUCGACCACGAAGGACCUGCUCGUCUUCAUCAACUUCAGCUGCAUCUUCAAGUAUCGCGAUUUAAUAAGGUUCACUUUGACUUCUAGGAAUACUUGUACGAGGACACAUCCUGCCGUGAUAGAAGCGCGAAUAAGAAGAACAGGUACAACAUCGCAGCUGAUUAAGAGCAGGAUCAGUAUCCACCCUCUUCAGACGUGAUCGAAAGAAGAAGACGCCCUCUUCUAGAAGUUCCAUUCACGCACGAAGACCACAGAUUCAGAUUCGCAUCAUUUUCUACAUUUAGUGGCGGACUAGUAGAGAUAUAUCGAGCAACGAAAACGAAUGUAGACACGAAGCCGCGUGACAGCACCCUCGUUGCUGCUAGUCACAAUCGCGUCCUUACAGAAAAAGCCAAUAGGAUCCAGCACAACUACAACUUACUUGGUCUGAACUACUUGUACUUGGAAGAAGUAGAUUGAUGAGCACGACGAACUUGCUUGUCCAUCACCAGUGAAACCUGGUCUAGUACUUCUCCGACUCUCGUCUUGCUGCCAUCAGACGAGCAAGUGGGCAGAAUGGAGGCAGUUCUAGAAAAUUAUUUUGACGAGUCCACUCGUCAAUUGCGAAGUGGUGCACCGCAAAAAAAUGACGUCAAGUUGCCACCAAUACACGCUGGGCCCACUGCGAGUGCCAGCAGCUGUAUUCUUGCGUUCUUUGCAUGUGUGAUGUUGCAUAGAUAUAGAACAUCGUGUUUGUUUAAGAAAUACAACUUUUGCUGUAUUCAUCUGGCAUCGAAUACCUUCGAAAAGCACUGCAACUGCAUGUUCUCACAAGAUCUUAAGAAACCUAUCGUUCAAGACGUUUAGCCGCCUACUCCUUCACUUCACAGCAAGCCUGCCGCCCGGGAUGAUGACAGAAGCCUCAUUCAAUCUCGCAACGCAGCCAAGUGCGAAACCACCUCGAGAACAUGUAAACCUUACCUUUCGUUUUCCUUCAUCCUCAUUACUUCUCAUCGGAAAUACACCUGCGCACCAAUAGAAUGUUGAACUUUUGAUGCAAUACUGUGAUGCAUUUUUUGCUUUUUUCGAACUAAGUAGUACAGUGACAGCGUGCGUACUUGGUGAUACCACUUAUAUCAAUUUCUCUACAUAGUGUAUCUCAUACCAUCUUCCCUCCAUCAGGUUAUGCGGUCUUUGAUCGAAGAAAGAUACGAGGAAGUACUGAAGGAGAACGAGAAACUGAACAGGAAAAUACGGGGUCUCCAUGACCAACUAUCCAUAGUACAGGCGAAAAAAGAUGCAUACAAAGGGCAAAGUGAGAAAUCAGACCGGGAAGUGGAACAGGUGCAGAAGGCAUUCGAUGCUGUGCAACGUGAUGCACAGAGGUACUAGACUUGACAUUUUCAACCUCCUAGAAUUGUCAUAUUUGAUAACUUGCUAUAAUCACACAUUAUUUUUGUUCUAUAACCUACUUAUUUUCUUAUUCUUUCGUACUACCUAUCAAGAAUAAACGCCAAUUUCUGUUACUUUUUAGAGCAUUUUUUGUUUCUGCACAUUUAUACAACUACUACAAAAGAUUGAUAUUUACAGCUUCGGGGUGACUGUAUAUUAGAGUUCGCUGACAAUACAAUGUUGUUGAAAAGACGUUGUUAGAUAAUGAAUCUGACUUAAAUGAGAUGAAGUCAAAAUUCUAUGUUUCAAUUCUUAAAUUCAUCAAAUUUCUUGUUUCAAUCAUAUAAUUUGACCUGUUUUGUCUGGUAUUCAGACUUUGUUAACACAUCCCUAACCUAAAAAACACAUUAAAGCACUCAAACAUGCGAAUAGUCACUAAUUCAGAUGCAUUCUACUGAAAAUUCCUGAAAUUUGACUGUUUUCUUCGAAUUUGACACAUCCAGAUGAAAAGCCAACCUCAGGAAUUGAAUUUUGAAAAGAUGAGAUAAAAUCAGAAAUUCUUGGAUAGGGCUUACUUUCGUGAAAUUUUUUUCUCACUAAGUACGACUACAUUCUGCAUUUAUUUCUGAAUUUCCACCCAGAAUUCAAAGCGAAAACGAGUACUGGGCUAGCGCGUCUCGAGAGGCAGUGGAAAUGAUGAAUGAGAUGCGACAGAAUCACAUCACAGAGGUGAGGUUAUUGCAGCGAGGAUUGCAGAAUAGGCAGGGCGAGGAUAGCAAAAAUAGGGUAUUUCAACAUGAGCGUAUCAUAAGUUUAGAUGAUAACUUUUGAUUGAUUCGACAUGAUCUACUAUUCUUGCUUGGACAACUCUUUUUCUUUCGUCGUUGUCCCUGCUACGGUACAUUCCUUUUACGAACGAACCAGGUAAAUGAAAUGGCAGACCUGUUGGAUAGGCUAGGUAAGUGUAUAGUGCAGCGGGACGAGGUGCUGAAAGAGAAGACUAGGCUGAAAGCGCAGCUGCAUCAGUCAAGGCAAGAGGUGAAAACACUGCAAGACGAGAGGAGAAAGUUUCAGGCGUCGACAAAGAAAUAUCAGGUGAGCAUAUUAUUAUAGUUGCUUUUUUUUUUAUUUGCCUUCAGAAGGGUAUGUGACAACCUGCUUUUGCUUGCUGGCAACUACAAGACUUUUUUUCCUAUCAUACUUACAAGAGCGGCCUCUUCCAUCUAUAGAUAAAUCAAUGUCCAGCAACACAUCCAUACAAACAGAUACAACUAUCGGAGCUGAGUAAGGCGAACAGUAUUUUAAUGGGCGAAACAGGUGGUGGCGGGAAGGGCGAGGAAGACGACCUUUCGGACGACGAAUUUGAAGAGGAGCUGUGCAAUUUCGAGAGGAGAUAUCAGGUAAUGAAUGGAUUUUUACAGAAGACCGUUCAUAUUUCAACAGCUUGAGAAAUCUAGAAAUCUAGUGGUUCUGACUCAUGGGAGUUCGAAGACAUUCAACACGAGUCUCGAUCAAGUUCUCAUAAAGGUAGUUUGCACGACCUCGACCAGGAGCUAUUCGCCUUGUUAAUCGAAUAUUUUUAUUUCUUCUUUUCCUCGCCUAUCUUGUUGAAGGUCUUGGACGAGGGUGCCAAGGGCUUAGACCAUUGGGUAGAGAGCCUGCACAGGGAGCGCGGCCUCCUAGAAAAGAGUAAGACAGAGCAGCAGGAUCUGAUAGGUAGUCUCGAGCGCAAUGUCAAGAGCUAUCAUUCACUUUGCGACCAGAAAGACCUAAAAUAUGCGGAUAUGGAGUCAAGAUACGCCAAGGUGCAGAGCGAGUACGCAAGACUCCAGACUCAGGUACAGGGAUUAGCCGUUGCUGCACUACUUGAUAGUCUUAGUUGUUUUCACUUCUAUGAAACGUACGCUGUCGUCUUUCCGGAAAUAAUGCAAUCUGGUAGCUGGUACUGUUUGUCUGCACUGACAUUCACAAACACUGACACAUUCUUGAUCUUGCUUUGAUGUCUGUCUCUGUGCGCAUACAAACAUACUUCAACUUCUUCUACAGGUUGCCCAGCGGCAGCAGGACAUCGAGUAUCGAAUCGAGGCCGAGCGGCGUAACUUCGAAGUUCGCAUCAAAAAGAUGCAGACAGAGUUUGAGCACGCGUCGUCCACCGCCAUGGGCUACCAGACGCUCAACGAGAAACUCCAGAAUGAGUUGAUGAAAGUCCACGAUGCCUACACAGCUCUAGAGGUGGGCGCACAGAUGGCGGACCCAGAAGAGGAGGCCGAAAGAAGGAGAAUAGAGCAAAAUGCAAUGGACCCGAACAAACCCAGAGUCAUAUUCCCACAAGAAAGGAGCGACAAAUACGACAUAUUGUCACAGGUAACUAUGAAUGUAAAAGUAUACCCUCACCUUCAGCUCCACCAAUGAUCAAUUCCAUCACUACAUGAUGAAAACUAUAUUAUUCAUAGCCUUCCAGUACCAGAAGUACCAGUUCCACUUCAUCUAGUUCUUUCACCUUGCCGCAGCAGUUGUUGUUGCACUCGCAAUCAAUUAACACGACUUGUUUGAAGAAAUUUGAUGUGAAUUACUUAUGAUUAUAAAUAUACCUAGAACUCAUCCUCCUCCGUGAUGUCCGCAGAUCAUUCCCUGCUAAAUUUACACUCUCACUCUACUACAUUUUUCAGGUGGCGAUGGAUCCGCAGACUUUGCAACUAUUUGUCCGGGAUGUGAUCGCAGACGUGGUGAAUCGUAUGGCGGAUAAGGCUGGAUUUGGCCAUCUGUCAGUGGACCAACAGUUUAUGUCAGCAUCACUCACCAAUUUCAAGGAUGUCAUCGGUGGUGGCCUCGGCUGGAAUGGCGAACCAAACAUGCUCGCAGCCCAGGCCAGCUUUACAAGGACGGGAGAGCUCCUCAAUAUGGAGGUUCUUUGUCUUGGAGGAAUUUCACUCUGUGAGACUAAUGAUCAAGAAUUUGUUUCUAGUACCGUUUCUACCCACAAGAAAUAUCGGAACUAUAGAAAAUUUUUCUUAAGAACCGUUCAGCUUCAUCAAGCCAAAAAAAAACAAAAAUUUACUUUCCUGAGAUCAAGCAAGAGGACGAGAAUUAAAAUUAUUCUCACACUAGGUUUGGCUCGUGGGCCCAGAGCAGAUGGAAGUUCGAGGGCACGAAGUCAGCAGCAACGAGCGGUUCACGCUCGAUUUGCCGGAGGAGCUGCUUACAGAGUUGGACCAGGAGGAUCCAUGGACGGAGCUGUUCCAGAUGGUCGGCAUGGUCGCUGGCCCGCCGCGCAAGAUGGUGUUCCCGACGUUGUUGGGGCGAAAGGAGGUCACCAUAGCACCGUCCAACAUGGAAGUGAUUCUCACGAUCUACAUGUACGACCCGAGAAGGUACUACCUCCAGGUGUACCACGUCACCACGCAGCGCAUGGCGGAUCUAAUCCUGAACGAAGACAACGUCACAGACGACAUGGCACAGGGACUAGCGCCCCUGCUGAAGAAGCCAGAGUUCCUCUACGAACUCAUUCGAAAGUGCCUCCUCCUCGUGGACAAAGAAAACGAGGCAGGACCUUUGGAGCCAGCAGUGCUAGACCUGCGAUGCGAGUACGACCCUAACAAAUCCGUCGUACCAGGCGAGGAGAAGUAG
Messenger RNA from Amoebophrya sp. A25, 5281 nucleotides. The record is from the annotation of a GenBank genome assembly. NCBI's taxonomy places the organism in Eukaryota, Dinophyceae, Syndiniales, Amoebophryaceae.